AUGUCCUCCGGGCAAUCUCUGCACAUGAAUAGGGGAGAGGGAGAAGCGAGCUAUGCUCGGAACUCUACCACUCAGAAUGCAGGGCAAAACAGGAUGAAGCAUUUGAUACAGGAGGCUAUCACAAACUUGUGGAAAAAUACAAACACCCACAAAAACAUAGUCAUCGCUGAUUUGGGAUGCUCAGCUGGACCGAAUGCACUGACCCUUGUUAAAACUGCAGUUGAUGCAAUAUUUCACCAUUGCUCAGAUCAUAAGGAAAUAGCAUCGGAGAUAUCAGUGCUGCUGAAUGAUCUCCCGGAUAAUGACUUCAACGACGUCGCAAAGAGGUUGUAUGCAUUCCAGCAAAGCACACAGGAUUGUGGUCCAGCUGUUACUGCUAUUGUACCUGGAUCAUUCUACAAGAAACUCUUCACCAGUAAUUCCGUGAAUCUAGUUUUAUCAUCACAUAGCUUGAAUUGGCUAUCUCAGGUACCUGAGGAUCUAAAGAAAAGCAGGAUCCCUGUGUAUGACAAAGACGAGGGUCUCAGGCAAGCAAGGCGGCCCUUCGUUGUUCAGGCUUUUAGCCAACAAUUCAGAAAGGAUUUCGCAAUUUUCUUGAACACACGGGCUAAAGAAUUAGUCCCUAAUGGUCAAUGGUGCUUUCCAUGGUAG
Molecule: messenger RNA, 651 nt
Organism: Miscanthus lutarioriparius
Lineage: Eukaryota; Viridiplantae; Streptophyta; Magnoliopsida; Poales; Poaceae
Source: the annotation of a GenBank genome assembly